CCAUCAAAACGUAUGCAUUUAUAAAUGCCUUAGGAACUUGAGAACCCGACUGAAGUGUCGUAACGGUGCGUAGGUGGCAUAUCUGACGUUUCGCUUAUCAAUCGUGAGGCAUACUUGCAUCGUAUCUCAGGCCUGUGACGAACUCAUUCGUUGCCCGUUCGUUGCGGAGAGCUGAUUCACUCAAAGUUCAAUUGGCUCAACUCUCGUGUAGAAUUUUGUGAGGAGCUUUUAAAACAAUUGACGAUGGACAAACACGGACCACCGCAGCCUGGUUUUGGACCACCACCUCCCGGUUUCGUACCACCUCCUCCGUACACCGAUGGACAUCAGCACCCACCGCAAGGACCGCCACCACAAAUCGGGCCGAAUGUUGUUUUCGUACAGCAACCGGCUUUCGGUCCGGACACUCAGCCAAUGACUUGUCCCCAUUGUCGAGCCAGCAUCUCGACGAGAGUGAUAAACGAGACGAGCACGAAGACUCACUUGUUUGCUCUUCUGCUCUGCCUCAUAGGAUGCUGGCCCUGCGCGCCUUGCCCUUACUGCACGGAUAGCUGUUUGACUAAGAAGCAUUACUGCCCAGCGUGCAACGCGUUCCUUGGACAGUACGAAAACUGAACGGGAGGAGAAAAAAAUCGACUCGCUUUAUAUUGCAGCUGCGAUCGCACUUCACUACAAAAAGAGAAAAGAAAAAAAAACGAAAAAGAAACUCAAACAAAAAGUUUGCACAGGGCCUAAACUCGUAUUCGCAUUUUUGGGCCAAUGAGAUUUGAGAAUUACGCUUUCGUCGAUUAUUUCUUGUAAUCUCCGAAAAGUACUGGUGCCUCCUGAUCCCAUUUUGAUGAAGAGUCCUGAUAUUCCACAACGAGUUAAAAUAUGAUUCACGAGUAUUUUUAGUUAUGGCGGAGUUUCAUUUUCGAAACAAAAGAUCGUUAUAGCCAUCAGUUUUCCAGAAAUCAUUGAAAAGUUUUUUUCCAAAAAUCCGUCUGACCCGAGAAUCCCGCGAUUCAAUAGUUGUCACAUUUUCGUAAUUGCUUUUCAUUUUUAUUUCUUUAUUGCCUUGCUACAGCCAGUCUGUUAAUGGAAAAAAAUGAAAGAUUUACUAUAGAAAUACUGAGCCAAACGCAAAAGAUGAACAGCAGUAAAAAAUAUAUAUUUGUACAAUAAUUUUACGAAAAUUCAUCAGAAACCAGAGAAGGGCAUUUCGCAAUAUUUCAUCAUGAGUUAACCGUUAUUAACCUGCUGGUGUCUGCAGCCUUCCGGCAAACAGAUACCCGGUUCUGUGAUCGUCCAACGUCUUUUUUAUUUCUUCAUUUUUCCUCAAAUUCAUCGAGCGUACAAUGUUAUCGCGCGAUAAAGCACUACAUUUUUCGACGAGUAAAGUCUAAUAGGCUCAUGUAUCAUCGAUAAUAUGAUUAUCGAGACAAGAAGAACGAGUUGAAAAAAAACAAUAAAAGAUCGACGUAAGACUUUGAUAAGAUCGCAUUACUCUGCCACCGAAUUCUCGCGUUAAUUCGAAGAAGCAAAACAGUUUGUGUUUUCGCGCGCGCGUGUGUUUGUGUAUAUGUGUAUGUGUGUGUGUGUGUGUGUGUAUAAAGAUCUCAAUGAUACAAACGCAGCAUAAGAAUCAUCACAAAUAAUCAAUAAGAAAAACAAAGGGACGAAAAAUUCUUACAACAGCUCGUCGCACGAUUUAUGCAGCUGGUAUUUUGAGGGUUUUCGCGUUUGUGCACUGCUGAUUGAUCUUACGUUUCCUUUCUAUCUCGGCAUUUAAUAUCAUUUUUUAAUAAUGGACAUAUAUACAUAAAUAAAAUGAUGAUACAAAUGAAAAAUAUAUAUCUAUAUUGUUUAUGCAUAAUUGUGUCAAUUAAAAAUGAUGCAAUUUCAACUUGCAAGUGUUUUAAAAACAAAGAAAAGUAUCUUGUGUGCCGCGUAGAUCAAAGCCUUGUACUUAUAGUGGAGGAAAACUCAUAAAAUGCAAUGGGACAGAUUGAAAGUAUAUUACAUGUUACCAAAUGUGUAAAAAGCAUUUUUUAAACUUUGACAACACUUCAUGUGUAUUAUGAGGUGUUAUGAACUUCGGCGAUGCUGUUUUUUGGCAUAUGAUCUAUUAUCUUGAAACAAAACGAAGAAAAUUUUUAAAUAUAUCCAUUUUUCUAUGUGUGCAUUAAUUAUAUGAAUAUUUUUAUGGCUUAUUUUGGUGUUUAUUGAUUAUUUGUAAACUUUCAAAAUUAUUCUUUUAUAAUAAAAAGUAUCUUUAAAUACA
Venturia canescens is the source of this 2263-nucleotide messenger RNA. Its product is annotated as lipopolysaccharide-induced tumor necrosis factor-alpha factor homolog. Gene Ontology annotation, molecular function: zinc ion binding. The transcript has 4 exons. The record is from RefSeq and is a predicted model, not a curated record. Bases 244 to 615 code for a protein of 123 amino acids. NCBI's taxonomy places the organism in Eukaryota, Metazoa, Arthropoda, Insecta, Hymenoptera, Ichneumonidae.